AUGGAGUUGAAGCAAUCCAUCUCCAGCAGUUUAGGAGCCGAGAAACCACUGAGGAGCUACGGGGCGGUGAAAGAGACGGAGUGGAAACCCACCGAUGGGCUCGGGAAAAAGAAGGAAGAAGACAAGGAGAUAGCUGAUUUCCUACGGCUUAAGUUGAAACCUUUGGACAAUGUUGUACAAUCUCCAACCAGGGUACCUACAGAGAAGAAAUCUGAGCCACCGCCACCACCAUCCCUUCCUCCUAACAAGCCCACCAUUGCCAAAACCAGCGCUGCUCUCAUUAAGGAUUGCUGUGGGAUGACCCAGUGCGCCAUCAUGUAGCUCUAAGCAUCUCUCUCGGGCGACGCCUUCUGCUUGACCCACUUGCCCCGUUGGUCUUAAAAAAAAACCAACCCAACAACCACUGGUGGGCGAAGGAACCAGGACAUCAAGCAUCCAGAUAUUCUUGAUCGUUGACUCUCCUGUUGUAAUUUCUUACAGUAACUUGUGUGCCGAAAUGUGCUAUUCUUGGUGACUCUUUGAUGUUGCAUAGACCUCAGCGAGCAUGCCCUAGGUUAAGACGAGGAGACCUUAACUAUAACCAGAAUACAGAGAAGAAGCGUGAGGUGUAGACAUAGACGGGGGGGAGGGGGGGAAAAUGGCUUGUGGGUAAACAUCGGGGGACACCCGUUAUCUCUAGAGAUGCAUCCUCCCCCUGGCUUGGCUCCACAUUUUCUCGAUUUAGCACAGGAUGCUAAGUCGUCUCCGUGAGGUAGGAAGAACAGCCAAGGUGAAUGCUAUGCUUAGCAUGCUGUGUGAAUGUAUCUGCUAGGUCUUGAUCUGGCGUGAACAAGUCUUGAAUCCAGCCGAUAGGUAGAUUCUGCGUAGGUGUGGGAUCGGUUCUUAGCCUAACGCCAGCUCUGAGGUAGAAAUAACCACGUAGCCGUUUUAAUGAUCUCCUGAGCACUGGAUACAUCCCACCCCUUCUUCCUUUUAACAGGCGGUAUUUGAUCGGUGGGCGAAAGGAGGCAAACACCUUCUGGGUGGCUGGGUUGGGUCCUUUUCACGAUGA
This is a messenger RNA of Pseudonaja textilis, 1051 nucleotides long. The record is from RefSeq and is a predicted model, not a curated record. Lineage: Eukaryota; Metazoa; Chordata; Lepidosauria; Squamata; Elapidae.